Messenger RNA from Clonostachys rhizophaga, 2511 nucleotides. The record is from the annotation of a GenBank genome assembly. NCBI's taxonomy places the organism in Eukaryota, Fungi, Ascomycota, Sordariomycetes, Hypocreales, Bionectriaceae.
AUGUUCAAUCUUCGACAGCUGGCGGCUCUGGCCGUCAUCUGCUAUGCCUCGCCCAGCCAUGCGGCCUCGUCGCUCAAGCCAAGCAAGGACAUCGCCAAGGAUCGUGCGCCUCAGAUCUUCAACUCGGUGCACGACUCGAUGCGCCAGUGGGGCUCGAGCCUUCACCACAACGGAGUGUCGUUCUUCCUGGCCACCGUCCCCGAGGGCGUCCUCCUCUACCACGGCAACAACCGACCCGAGUCGCCUACUGAGCCCGACUGGCUGGCAUAUGAAAUCGAGCACGCCGAGCAGUUUGCCAUGUCGAGAGGGCCUCCCCCGGGCAAGGACAAGGCGCGCGCCGAGCGUCGCAAUCCAUUCUUCAAUCUCAACCCGGUUGACACAGAGACCCAGCAGCACAUUCUCAACACUGGUGAUAAGGAGCCUCAAAUGCCGGAUGAUGACGAGAAGAAGAAGGGUGGCUGGCUGCAUGUGUACAAGACCACCAGAGCCCUUCCCUUCUUAUACAUUGACGGGAUGAGCGGUGGUAAGACGGAGAUGGGAACCCUAGAUUCACAAGACUAUCUUCUACGCAACAAAACUCAGGAAGAUGAACCCAGCCAGCCACAUCGUGGUCCCAUGGGUGAAGGGACUCGUGCUCGGGAGCUGUGUGAGUUGAGCACUUCGUGGGGCUUACAGGGUGUCAUUCGCAUGGAGGCUGGCUUUGAAAUCAUCAAGUGCGAUUUCAAGGACGGACUGGAGGAGAUUCAGACGCUUCAGCGACCUGUAAGAGACUCUGAUGGGGUCCUGAUGCUCCUGGAAAGAGUCCUGAUGGGCCAGGUAGCGACGGUCCUGAUGGCCCUGGGAAGUGGCCAGGUCAUGGCCCUGAUGGGCCAGACGGCGAGCGUCCAGAUGGUCCUGGACACUGGCCUGGUCAUGGGCCGGAUGGUCCUGGACGUUUUCCUGACCAUGGCCCAGACGGUCCUGGCAGGCCUGAUUAUGGUCCUAAUGGCCCCGAGAAGCACCCUGAUGGACCUACACGUCGGCCGGGUAAGGGAGCGCGACCUUGGCCAGGGAAUCCCCCGCGCCACCGUGAAGAUGGGUUUGAUUACCCGCCACCACCUCGCGGCCCUUGGUCUUGGCCUGGUCCUCCUCCUCCUCCCGGUCCUCCUCGUUCACGACGCCGCGAGGAUGGCCCCGAACAUCUACCCCCACGGCCAGACCAUUGGCCUAGUUUCCGUCCACGACACCCCGAAGAUGGUCCCGAGCAUCCUCCACCACCACCUGCGCAUUGGCCUUGGCCUGGUCCGCCUCCUCCUCGCCAUCCACCAGAUGGAGGUGAGCUCCCAUCGACAGAAGGUCAUCAGCCACGGCCCAGACACCCUCAUGGCCGUCCUGAAGACGUGCCUGAAAAUCCAGCUGAAGGAAGUCCCGGAUCGUGGCCCGGGCCUCCUUCACGUCAAUCUGAAGACGAGCCUCAAUACCCACCACCACAUGGCCCUGGGCCACGGCCAGAACAGCCUCCACGCCGCCCCGAGGAUAGACCCGAACAUCCACCACCACCGCCUCGGCAUUGGCCCUGGCCUGGUCCUCCCCGACGCCCUGAAGAUGGAUCUGAGUACCCGCCACCAAGAGGUCCGAAACCAUGGCCAGGACAUCCCCCUCGCCGCCCAGAGGCGACCCAGUCGUGGCCCCGGUCACGGCCCAGGGAACGGUCGAGGGGGAAGCAUCUCAAGCUUUGAGUUUCUUCGUGGAAUCUCAAACAGAUACGACGGCAUUGGCUCUACUCGCACGAUUUUGGACUAUUCGUCCAUGGUAUCUGCCUAUUUCUUCCCUGUCAACUUGACGAAUCCCGACCCCAAGCGUCCAGAUUUGCCACGACUGACCAACCUCUCUGAUGAUGAGCUCAAGCAUAUUCGGGGAGUUAUCGGGGACGUCGCCAAGGAACGAUUGGACGGAAAGGCACCAAUAAUAAACUGGCAGGAUGUUGCAGAUCUCAUCGUCAAGCGAUAUGCGGAGAGGCUCCAGUUCAUGACACAGAAAGGAACUUCGUCCAAGCGCAUUUCGGACGAAGCAAACUUCAUGCUGGACACUUUCAUCGACUAUUCCACUGAAGAGAAGAGCCAGGAUAACUCUGGCAGCAUCUCCCGCUGCAGCAGCCUGUACUUGCAACCGAUCAAACCAAAGACCACGGCCGAUGAGCUUAUCUACUCUGCUUUCGAAGAAGUCUUAUCACAGAUUUGCACUACACUGUUCAAGGUCCGUGAUAUUUCUCUCGUGGCUCAGCAGAAUGAAGAUUAUGCUCUCCCAACCGCAGUGGGCACACUGCAGUCCUUGUUGAACUACCUCAAGUGGGCCAGCUUCAAGCGAUGCCCUCCUUGCGGUGUAGACGAGGUCUGCCUCAUCCCCAUGUGGCCGUUUGGAACUGUGGAUGCUUACGAGCACCCUCAGUGCGUCAAGUCGACAGACGGCCGUGGCGAUGGCGAGAGCUACUGGGGAGACAGACCUGGACCGCCUCCACCCAAGUACGAGUAA